This is a messenger RNA of Aspergillus neoniger CBS 115656, 1289 nucleotides long. RefSeq lists its product as uncharacterized. NCBI's taxonomy places the organism in Eukaryota, Fungi, Ascomycota, Eurotiomycetes, Eurotiales, Aspergillaceae. The record is from RefSeq and is a predicted model, not a curated record. The transcript is spliced from 3 exons. The coding region runs from base 1 to 1260 and encodes 419 amino acids.
AUGGAGAGCAAUAACGAAAGCAGCGAGACUUGGGAAGUUCCCAUCAUGCUCAGCCCGGACUACGAGGAGAUUGCUAGGAUCAAUCCGUUCUACGACAAAAUCAUGGAUAUGUGGAACAGAUCCGCUCAGGCCGCAACUGAAAUGAUCCUCUCCUCAGAAGGCUCCCCAAGUCUCUCCUCUCCGUCGUCACAGUCGACACAUUCCGGAACCGAAAAGUCCUGUGUUCAUCGAGAAGCAUCUGCAUCUCUGCUGAGAGAAUGCCAGUGCUAUGCUGACCAUCACGUCCCUAAGCAGCCAUGCACCUUGCUCCAGAACGGAAGAGAGCAUAAGCCUUUGUAUCAGACCCAAGACGGGCUUCGAACUGGACAAACUGCUCUUAUCGAGAAUGGUGAUAGUUUCAGAAACGUGCUCCCCCGUUCUGUCCACCCCGUUGAGCACUAUCCGCAUGAUCAGGUAGAUGCGUCCUGUGUGGAACCUGCCCUCAUGCCAACAAAGACCACGCACAAGAAGCUCUUCGGUGAGAACGGCUGGCUAGGAUGCACUGCCGACAUGAAGGAUUUGUCGAGGGACACUCACAAAUUCAGAGGCUUGAGAGGUCUUGGCAGGAAGGUUAUCAAGCAAGUGGAAGAACUCGCCGAGGAUGUGGCCAGGGCUCACCCAAACCCCAUUAUCCAUGCCACUCUUCGCCCUAGACUUGUCCCCGAAUCGACCAUUCCCAUCUCGCUAGAUCCCCCAACACAGGCCAAACUAUACUCAGAAAUGGAGGUCAUGCUCUGCGUCAGCGCCAAUAAGUUCCUUCUCGGACAAUACAAUGAGGGCCGUCUGUCUGAAGAAUCGAUUCGCAAGGUCACCAACUAUUGGGGAUCCAAAAACCGGCCUCAGGUCAUUGAGUUCCAGUUCGACCAGGCCACCCAGCGCCGGCUGAUUCUGGCAAACAUCCGGACUUUGCGAUUCAGCGGCGAGUGUUCAUCCAACCUAGUUCUCCUUAAGUCGAACCUGAAUAACUGGAAGGCACUGAGCAAGGAGAUGGGCGUUCGCACGUUCUGUUUCCCCGAUAGCGCGGUUCGCAAGCACAUGCAUGACAUCCAUAAGCUGCUGGACAUGCUGGACGCGCCUCUUACCACCUAUCUCACGUUCGAAGAGCUUCAGAUGAGCAUACUUUCCUUGAUGAAGUCCCAUCUUGAGAAGCUUUGCCAAGUUGAUGGUAGCCAUGAGAAGUCGCAUCUGCCCAGUCGAAAGUACGAUGGACAUCAUUUUUAAGGCGCAUUGAGCGACUUGGUGUCUCUCAU